AUUUUUCUCUUUUUAAUGGUUUUUUUUUUUAUUUUUGUUUGCAUGCAUUAAUUAGGUUAACUUAUUUUAAUUCUUUUGCAUGCACUGGGAAUUCUUGAACCUGAGUCCAAAAUGCAAUUUAGUUUCUUGUUUAGGUUGGUGGGUAAUGGUUCUUGCUUUUGAUGGGUUUUUGCUGAUUGGAUGAUCAUGACCGUUGGCUUAGUCGGCUUUGUUUAAAUUUGUUUUUUUUUUUUUAACUGACUAGCAAUGGAGGAUAUUGACCCAUUUGGUUUUUGGCAGCUUUUUCAUCUUGAAGUAAGCUUGAAUUGACAACCCAUUUAGCUGUUUUAUUUGUUAACUUUUAGUAAUAAACCUUUUCUGUUCCAAUGAUAAAUCAUUAAGUAGGUCCCCCUGGUUUGAUGGUUUAAGACAAUGUCAUGCUCUGUUGUUGAGGAUUCAGUAGUGUGAAUAAUGACUAUUUCAGUGCCUUGGAGGAAUGCCGUGAUCAUCAAUCAAUUAAAAUUGUGUGCCUUCCACUUUAAUUAACUUGAGAAAGACUGAGCAAUUUUGGACUCUUGAUUGUAGCUAAAUUGCCAACUCUUGUGCAUCUGUUGUAUGAUAGGGGGACCUGAAAAUUUCUAUUUAUACUUGUAAUGUCUAGGUGGACAUCUCCCAAAUCGCCACUUGGCUUCACUCACAGCAGUAAUGUAAUGAUGGUUGUGUGGGGCCUCUAUGAUUUUAGCGAUUUGGAAUGGUGAGGGGGAAGCUGAUCUUGAUUUGCCAGUCUGGUGGUGAAUUUGUGACAAAAGAUGAUGGAUCCUUGUCAUAUGCUGGAGGAGAGGCACAUGCCUUAGAUAUCAGUCCUGAGACAGUAUUCGAUGAUCUCAAGUACAAAUUAGCUGAAACAUGUAACUUGGAAUAUAAAUCGUUAUCCUUAAAGUAUUUUCUUCCCAGAAAUAGGAGAACUCUAAUUACUUUGUCUAAUGACAAAGACCUAAAAAGGAUGUUUGAUUUUCAUGGGGACUCAGUGACUGCAGAUGUUUUUCUUACAGGGAGAGAAGGCUUUGAUCCUUUAGCUUUUGACAUGCAUGCUAGCAGGCAAAGUGGCAUAAAACUAGCCAAAACUGUGACUACAACUGUGGCUUCUCGAGCUGCUCCCACUUGUCCUGCCACUUCCAAAGUUGCUCCCUCUGCUGUUACCCUGAAGGAUAUUCCUGUUGCCAUAGCAUCCCCGUCUGACUCUGUGGUAGCUGUCAAUGCAACAAUCCGAAGCCCCACCAGAGCAGCAAUUACCUCAAAACGUUCUUCUGUAAGUGGCAUUGCCAAUGGUCUUUUUGAGGUCAGCGUUGCUGAUGCAACUGCCCGUAGCACAGAUACAAUUGAUAUGAGUGCUUCUCCUGCUGAUACUGUUAAGAAACGAAGGCGCACUGCCUCCUGGAAAAGUGGUGCAAAUGUGCUUACCAAUGUGACUGUUGCUGACAAUCUCAAGGAGAUGCGAACUACUACAUCCAGGAAAAAGAAUGCCAGGAAUCGCAAGCCCACUGCAGUAGCUGAUAAUGUGGAGCAGCAUUUUGAGCCCGGGAUAGAUAAUGCUGAUUGUAACUUUGCUCCCCAUGAUUCUAGUGAUGCUUCACCAGGGAAACUGCUUUCAUCAUGGAAAAAUGGCAUUACUGGUGAAGGCCAGGAUUUCAGAAGUGUGGCGGAAUUUCGUGAUGCUCUACAGAAAUAUGCCAUUGGACAUCGCUUUGCAUAUAAAUUAAGAAAGAAUGAUACUAAUCGUGCUAGUGCCAUAUGUGCAGCGGAAGGCUGUCCUUGGAGAAUUCAUGCAUCUUGGGUUCCAUCUGCUUGUGUGUUUAGGAUUAAAAAAUUGCACAGAUCACAUACAUGUGGUGGGGAAUCUUGGAAGACUGCUACUCCGGCUAAAAAUUGGUUGGUGAAUAUUAUAAAGGAUAGGUUAAAGGAUGGCCCACUUCAUAAACCAAAAGAAAUUGCUAAUAGCAUUCUUCGUGAUUUUGGGCUUGAGCUGAACUAUUCACAAGUAUGGCGCGGAAUUGAAGAUGCUCGGCAGCAACUUCAGGGUUCAUACAAAGAGGCGUAUGGUCAGUUGCCUUGGUAUUGUGAUAAGGUAAAAGAGGCAAAUCCUGGUAGUUUUACAAAGCUUCUCAUUGGAGAUGAUAGAAAAUUUCAGCGGCUUUUUCUUUCCUUUCAUGCUACAGUUUGUGGUUUCCAAAGUGGUUGUCGUCCACUUCUUUUCCUUGAGGCCAUCCCUUUGAAAUCAAAAUACCAUGAAAUUUUGCUCACAGCCACUGCACUAGAUGGUGAUGAUGGGAUUUUCCCUGUUGCAUUUGCUAUAGUAGAUAUCGAGAAUGAUGACAGUUGGCAUUGGUUUUUGGAGCAGUUGAGAUCUGCAGUGUCAAUUUCUCACUCUAUAACCUUUGUCUCUGAUAGAGAUAAGGGAUUGAUGAAGCAUGUGCUAGAAAUAUUUGAGAAUUCUUACCAUGGUUACUCGAUAUACUACUUGAUGGACAGCUUCAUACAAAAUUUGAAGGGUCCAUUCCAUGGAGAAGGGAGGGCUUCAUUGCCUGGAAGUUUCUUAGCUGCAGCCAAAGCAGUGCGACUUGAUGGUUUUAGGAUGUACACUGAGCAAAUUAAACGGGUUUCUUCAAAUGCUUAUGAUUGGGUCAUGCAGAAUGAACCCGAAUACUGGGCAAAUGCAUUUUUCAAGGGUGAGCAUUUUAAUCACAUAACACUUGACAUUGCGGAGUCAUAUGCCAAGUGGAUAGAGGAAGCACGAGAACUACCCAUUGUACCGAAGGUAGAAGUACUAAGAUGUAAGAUAAUGGAGUUAAUGAAUGGUCGUCAAACAGAAUCCAGUAACUGGUCCACAGAACUUACUCCAUCUAAGCAGGAGAAGUUGCAAGAAGAGUGUGCAAAAGCACGUGGUCUAAAAGUAUUAUUCUCAUCUGAUACCCUAUUUGAAGUUCAUGAUAAUUCCAUUAAUGUUGUGGAUAUUGAUAAACGAUACUGCAGUUGUGCAAUGUGGAAACCAACUGGGCUUCCUUGCCGUCAUGCUAUUGCUGUCUUGAACUGCACAAGCAGGAGUGUAUAUGAUUAUUGUUCAAAAUACUUUACAGCUGAAAGCUUCCGAUCAGCAUACUCUGAGAGCAUAAACCCUGCUUCGACCAUUGCUCACCCCAGUGGAAAUGAAAAAGAUCCCUUAGAAGAUGAUGAGCAUAUAAUUCCUCCAUGUGCCUCACGGCCAUUAGGCCAACAGAAGAAAAUAAGGCGAACCAAAAGCGAGGGAAUUAUCAGAAGAUCAGUCUGUUGCACUAGGUGCAAAGGAGUUGGGCAUAAUAAGGUUACAUGCAAGGAAACCUUAUAGGAACAGGUACCUCCUCUUGUAUGUAUCACGCUGUACAGCUUUAAUGAUAUCUUCAAAUUAUUUCUACUUCCUUUGAAUAUCAUCUCGAUGAGCUCUGCGCUUGCAUUCCAUGACUGACCGUUUCUUGUUAUUCAAUUUAGUUAAGACUUUGUUCCAAUCUUCUCAUUGUUGCUAAAACCCAUUUUGAAGAGCGCUUAGCCAUACUUCUUAAAUGCCUCAGACAUCUAGUUGCUAAUGCUGGGUUAGAUCAAGUUCAAGCUAAAAUGCCUCCAACCAACGGUUAUUAGACUAUUUGCUCGAGUUGAAGUCAAACAUUUUUUAAAAAAAUUCCCCCUAGGGGAUGAUGGAAACCACCUUUUACUCAGUUCAUGUCAGCCCUCAAACAAUUAUAAUGCUAGGAAACUGGAAAUUGUUGUAACCUUUUACUGUCAUCUAUCCUCCGUCUGCUCCGUAUGGCAACGAACUCCAUUUUGACAGACAUUGCCAUGGUUUUAUUAUAGCACUUAAAUGGAUUGGAUCUGCUACUAAUCCAUUCAUUCAUUAAUGCCACUUUGCUGCAGCUGCACUCCCGUAAUCCUCCACUCUAGCGUGAGCCAAAACCAAAACAGUCCUUGAGAUAGUAUUCAUUUUUGGAGAUUCAAUAAGUGGUAAAGGCUGAAAGCCAUUUUUAAAACCAGAAACUGCCAUGACACC
Messenger RNA from Durio zibethinus, 4054 nucleotides. Lineage: Eukaryota; Viridiplantae; Streptophyta; Magnoliopsida; Malvales; Malvaceae. The record is from RefSeq and is a predicted model, not a curated record.